UUUAUUACUGUUUCCUAUCUCCAGUGAAGUGAAAUCGGAGAUGAAGGCGGCGACGAAGCCAAUCCACGCCGUUACAACAUGGGUUCGCCGGCAACCACCGAAAGUCAAAACCUUUCUCGGUGUUGUUUCGGCCAUGACAGCUCUCCUCUUGUUAAGAAUGAUCGUUCAUGAUCACGACAACCUUUUCGUCGCUGCUGAGGCUACACAUGCCCUUGGAAUCUCCGUUCUCAUCUACAAACUCACCAAGGAGAAGACUUGCGCUGGAUUGUCUCUCAAGACACAAGAGUUAACGGCUCUGUUUUUGGCUGUGAGAUUGUAUUGUAGUUUUGUGAUGGAGUUUGAUAUUCACACAUUGCUUGAUUCUGCUACAUUGGUGACUACCCUUUGGGUUGUCUAUAUGAUUCGUUUUAAACUCAAAGCCACUUACAUGGAAGACAAAGACAAUUUUCCUAUCUACUACAUUGUUAUACCGUGUGCUGUUCUGUCAGUUUUGUUUCACCCAUCGACACGUCAUCAUAUGAUCAAUAAAGUUUCAUGGUCAUUUUGUGUUUACCUUGAAGCUGUUGCAGUUCUUCCUCAACUUAGAGUCAUGCAAAACACUAAGAUCGUGGAGCCAUUCACAGCACAUUACGUAUUUGCAUUGGGGAUAGCUAGGUUCUUGAGUUGUGCACACUGGGUCCUUCAGGUUUUGGAAACUCGAGGGAGGUUAUUGACUGCUUUAGGAUAUGGGUUUUGGCCUAUAAUGGUCCUUCUCUCUGAAGUUAUACAAACUUUUAUUCUUGCUGACUUUUGUUACUACUAUGUCAAGAGUUUAAUGGGUGGCCAGCUAGUUCUCCGUCUCCCACCAGGUGUUGUGUAAAAUGUGUUGAGAGAAGAGAGAAGAAGAUACGGUGUGUGGCUUUAAGCUCUUGUCAUUGUAUUGGAGUUUGGCUCUAUGUUUUUUGCAGGCCACCCUUCUUACUCUUUGUUUCUUGCUUUAGACUAAUGUAACAAACAAGGGAGUGGAUUAAAGAUUUUGUCAAUUUAAUAUUUGGC
This is a messenger RNA of Eruca vesicaria subsp. sativa (arugula), 1035 nucleotides long. NCBI's taxonomy places the organism in Eukaryota, Viridiplantae, Streptophyta, Magnoliopsida, Brassicales, Brassicaceae. The record is from the annotation of a GenBank genome assembly.